UCGUGAACCUAGGAGAGGAGGUCAUUCUGACUUUGCUACGACAAUCUGGCGCUUCUGAAUCAGAUACUGUAAGUAUGUUUUGUUAUUAGUUUAAUUAUUUGCUAUUGACUUUAAAUGUGGAAUUUUGCACGUCGUGUGUGUAUGUGUGAGACAUAGAGAGCGAGAGAGAGAGAGGUGUCACACAGUGGAGUCAGCUGUCUUAACCGUCCAUGGCUUGUGUACUGCAAACACAUACGAGCUUCAUCAAAGCAUGCCAAAAUAUUCUUUUACACCAAAUAAACAAAAUAAUGAUCUUUUAAAUAGCAUCAUAUGACCCCUUUAAUAAUUAUUUCAUUAUUUUGUUUGACAGCCAGGCAAGGAGGGAGAGAGGGAGAGGAAGGAAAGAGUUAAAAAAAAACUAAAAACAUAGAGUUUCUUGGCAAGGGGAGGGCAGAGGAACACAAACUGUGGGUGGACCCCUGUGACAAUGUCAGGCACCUAAACCCUCCCUGGUCGAAAAACACUAGUACCAUGAAUGCUUACAGUGGUUAGUACUGCUGUAGAUCCAGGAGACUGCUAGUUUAAGUUUAAUUCCAUCAAUAAUACAGGCUUACGAUGAAUAAUACCAGGUGGACAAGGACUAGUAGUCUGUUUAUUGUAGGUAAAGAGGACUUGUGUCCAGACCCCUGCUUUGCUGUUCCAGACAGAAAAACCCACAACGCCAAGAAAGGAAUGUUUAAUCCCACACCAGACACUUGGACAUGUCCCGACCAGUUUGAGAGAGAUGGGUCGUCUGAACCAUCACCCCAGACUUUGAGGAAGCCACCUGGGCAUCUGAAGUUGGCACGCAGCCUUUCUAAAUUAGAAUGCGACCUGCUGGCUUCCCCUCAUUGUGAGGACGACGGGCUUCUUAAUGGCCGGAGCGAACCCCUGUCCAACUGCGCUGCUGAGAGGAAGGAAAUGGACCAGAUGUCAUCGUUUGCCUCUGAAUGGGACGAGAUUGAAAGGAUCAUGAAUCUAAUUGCUGGCACCGAGAUCUCCAAGGAGCAUCAACCUGCAUCUGAAGAUGCAGCUGGGAGCCGCGUGCUGGAGCAGUCAGUGGGGGAGUGGUUGGAACACGUGGGCUUUCCUCAGUACGAGAGCAAACUGCUGCUCAAUGGCUUUGAUGAUCUGCGCUACAUGGGGAGUAACGUGAUGGAAGAUGAGGACCUUCAGGAAAUUGGCAUCACCGACCCAGGCCACAGAAAAAAAAUCCUUCAUGCAGCGAAAAGCCUUCCAAAGGUGAAAGCUCUGGGGUGUGACGGCAGCACCUCUCUGUCUUCAUGGCUGGAAACUCUAGGUCUUGGAGAGUAUCUGCACAACUUCUUGUCUAGCGGCUACCGAACCCUGGACUGCGUGAAGAACCUGUGGGAGCUUGAAAUUGUUAACGUGUUGAAAAUUGGCCUUCUUGGUCACAGAAAAAGAAUCAUAGCCUCGAUAGCAGAGCGACCGUAUGAGGAAGCACCUUCAAAAUCCAACCGCUUUUCCCAACUCAAGAUUCAGGACUUGUUGUCUCAAAAUACGUCACCGCUCAGUUAUAUGGAUCCGUACACCAGUCGCUCCAUGGAUAUGUUGUUUCCGCUGGGAGAAUCAGGCAGAAAGAGCCGAGCGUUGGAUCAGGAUGGCAGUAUUUCCCUUCGCUCCUUCGGUGAAAGAUCGCGCUCCCAUGACCGUCAUGUGGAUCGACAUUCCCGUCUAAGUAUUCGCCCUUCCAGCCACUCUGCCACAUACACCACAGUCUCCACCUGGCACCAUCACCCUGAGAAACUCAUCACCGAGUCCUGCGUUUAUGAGGCUAGAUAUUUAGGGUCUGUGAUCAUCCGAGACCUACGAGGAAUUGAAUCUACACAGGAGGCCUGCGCUAGAAUAAGGAAAUCAAAGGAUCACCGGAAAGGUCCCGUCAUAAAACUGAAUAUCACCUACAGAGGAGUCAAAUUUGUUGAUGCAGCAACCAAGGUGAUGGUUGCAGAGCAUGAUAUCCAGAACAUCUCGUGUGCGGCCCAGGAUCCGGAUGAUCUCUGCACAUUUGCUUACAUCACAAAAGAUCUGAAGUCUGGUUACCACUUCUGCCAUGUCUUCACUACAGUAGAAGUGACACAGACCUAUGAGAUCAUCCUGACGCUGGGACAGGCGUUUGAGGUGGCAUAUCAGAUGGCUCUCCAGGCACAGAAGGCCCGUCGUCACAGUUCAUAUGCUGGCCCAGCCUCCGAAAACAUAGAAACCAAGACCACCAGGCCCACCUCUCAGUCCCGCAACAGUAUGCGCCGCUCCACCGGUGCACCUGUGCUUGAAUGCUGCUGCUGUUACUGUCACACGUGCUCCACCCACCGCCCCUCCUACCUCCCGCUGCCCUCUAUCAGCCCUGGAGUUCAGCUGACUCCACCUUUCAAGUUUCCGGACACCAAGGUGUGAAUUGAAGGGGACUCAGGUGAAACUUUAUGUGUGAGUCCAAAUGAGGAAGAAAUUGAGUGAGUAUGCAAGAGAGAAAGAGAAAUGCAAAAUUAGCACUUAACUGCCGUACCAAACAGACUGUCCAAAGUGUCUCCUACUGCAAAAAUAAACUUGAAUACGGACAUUACUCAGCCGAUAAACAGAUUUGCUGGUGAUGAGGAAAUGGACGUUACACAUCGAUAAUAAAAUAUGAAUCAGCAUGAUAUUCAGUUUGACUGAUUCUCACAAAGCAAUGUCAUAUUUCACCCCAACAUCAAAAGCAAGAUGCU
Carassius auratus (goldfish) is the source of this 2738-nucleotide messenger RNA. Its product is annotated as ankyrin repeat and SAM domain-containing protein 1A-like. Lineage: Eukaryota; Metazoa; Chordata; Actinopteri; Cypriniformes; Cyprinidae. The coding region runs from base 595 to 2430 and encodes 611 amino acids. Gene Ontology annotation, cellular component: cytosol. The transcript has 14 exons. Gene Ontology annotation, molecular function: ephrin receptor binding. Gene Ontology annotation, biological process: ephrin receptor signaling pathway. The record is from RefSeq and is a predicted model, not a curated record.